CCUAAAACCCAUUUUAGCUCCAGUUCUACCUCAUCCACCAAACAGUCCGUGUCUGACUAAUUAUCCAGCAAACUCUACAAACUUGUUUUAAAAACUAGGACAAAUUCCAUCAUGUCCCGAUACCUCCUGCUCCUUUCGCUUUUCGCAACAUCCCUCUCCCUUAUCACAACAUCCCUCGCCCAAGAUAACUGCCCAACUUUACAAUUACAUUCGAACUGCACGAAUCGAACUAACGUGAAGGAAUUCGAUAAAGCUUACGACAAUUCACCCACGAAACUUACCACCUCGCCGACAGUCGUCACGUUAACGGCGAAUGCAAAACUUGUCGCCAUUUCCGACGCUCCGGAACCCAAGGUGUCGAUCAAUUUUGACAUCUGGCAGUCAUGGAACGAUGUGAGACUCGCUUUUCAUGAAGCGUCGAGUUUAGGUUGCAACAAGUCCUCGAUCCGUAAGGAUGUCAUUUACCCACCCCUCUCCAUUUGGGUCCCUUCAAUGCUUACCGGCUUUUACAAUAUUGGAGACCAACAAAUCCUGAUCGGUUCAAAUGGGGACGUGUUUCGCCAAGUCUUGGCCGGGAUUGAUGCACCUCUGAGAAAACUUGGUAACAAUAAAUUCAACACGAACGUACUCUUCAGCCCUAAAGAGUUGGAGGAUGACGUCGUUUAUCAGUGGAGCCCUAAACCGGUCACCGUUUCUGACAACAAAAUUCGUGGGUGUGGCAUUGUGGGUGUGCCAACGACGUGUCCAACAUCAGAAGAGACGGAGGGGGGCGACGAUAUCAGAAAGAGCUGCAUUCGUGUCAUGAUCGACAUUUCGUGUGAUUAUUGAGGUUUAGAUAAGAGAAAAUACAUAUUUACAUAUUUAAGUAUGUCUUUAAUAGUAUCAACUAGAUUUUUAGCAAGAAUUUUACUACAUAUUUACAUAUUUAAGUAUGUAUUCAUUAAUCCUUCAUAAAUAGAUUGCAUAAUACAUACUUGAUAAAAUGCAAGCGAAAUAUGUAUCUGACUAGGCUUAAAUUUGAACAAUUAGUGCUUUGAUUUUACUUAUGUCUGACUUGUUAUCUAUGUACUUAUUGACAUAUGUAAAAUUUCUUCAAUAACUCAUGGCUAAUAAAUUAAUUAAUGUUCCUUA
Folsomia candida is the source of this 1131-nucleotide messenger RNA. RefSeq lists its product as uncharacterized. Gene Ontology annotation, biological process: monoatomic ion transport. The record is from RefSeq and is a predicted model, not a curated record. The transcript has 3 exons. NCBI's taxonomy places the organism in Eukaryota, Metazoa, Arthropoda, Collembola, Entomobryomorpha, Isotomidae. Gene Ontology annotation, molecular function: extracellular ligand-gated monoatomic ion channel activity. The coding region runs from base 112 to 828 and encodes 238 amino acids. Gene Ontology annotation, cellular component: membrane.